This is a messenger RNA of Nematolebias whitei (Rio pearlfish), 2436 nucleotides long. Its product is annotated as integrin beta-3. Gene Ontology annotation, biological process: cell migration; cell-matrix adhesion; integrin-mediated signaling pathway. Gene Ontology annotation, molecular function: fibronectin binding; fibrinogen binding; integrin binding. NCBI's taxonomy places the organism in Eukaryota, Metazoa, Chordata, Actinopteri, Cyprinodontiformes, Rivulidae. The record is from RefSeq and is a predicted model, not a curated record. The transcript is spliced from 15 exons. Bases 35 to 2398 code for a protein of 787 amino acids. Gene Ontology annotation, cellular component: cell surface; focal adhesion; integrin complex.
CAGAACCAAGAACUGGCUCGGUUCUCCUCCAGCCAUGGGGACCUCAUCAGAUCGUGUAAUGUUCCUGUUUCUCCUUUUGUCUUCAGCUUCAAACGUCCUUGGUUCCAACGUCUGCACAUCACGAGGAGUCACCACUUGUCAGCAGUGCCUCGCCGUUCAUCCGAGCUGCGCCUGGUGCUCCCAGCAGGAGAUCGGGAUGGCGGGGUCCGGUGUUUCUCGCUGUGAUCUCAAAGCGAACCUGAUAAACGAAGGGUGCAGCUCAGCGGCUCUGGAGUUCCCCUCCAGCACUCUGACCGUCCUGCAGGAUGAUCCUCUCAGUGACAAGGCUUCGGGUACGGCUGACGACGUCACUCAGGUCAGGCCUCAGAAACUCCAAAUAAAGUUAAGACCAGGUGAUGCCAAGAAGUUUACCGUGACGGUGAAGCAGGUGGAGGACUACCCCGUGGACCUCUACUAUCUGAUGGAUCUCUCAUACUCGAUGAAAGAUGACCUGGAUCGCCUGCUCACCUUGGGCAACAAGCUCGCUGACACAAUGGGCAAAACCACGAGCAAACUGCGCAUGGGCUUUGGAGCCUUUGUGGACAAGACCAUCUCGCCAUACAUGUACUCCUACCCUCCAGAGGCCAUUCAGAACCCUUGUUUUGAUAUAGCUGAUCAGUGCAUGGCUCAGUUCAGCUUCAGGCAUGUGUUGCCCCUGACAGAGAAGGUGUCUCGCUUCACGGAGGAAGUGAAAAAGCAGAAGGUGUCCAGAAAUAGAGAUGCUCCUGAGGGUGGUUUUGAUGCCGUCGUGCAGGCUGUGGUGUGCAAGGAGAAGAUCGGCUGGCGUCCGGAUGCCUCCCAUCUCCUGGUGUUAACCACUGACGCCAAAACUCACCUUGCUCUGGAUGGACGUAUUGCCGGCAUUGUCCAGCCCAAUGAUGGACAGUGUUACCUGGACAGUGACAACGUUUACAACAAAUCCACCGUGCUGGAUUAUCCCUCCUUGGCUCUCAUGACAGAGAAGAUGUCUGAAAACAACAUCAAUUUGAUUUUUGCUGUGACGAGCUAUGUUGUGCCUCUUUACAAGGAAUACAGUCAGCUCAUCCCAGGCACAACCGUGGGAACGCUGUCAGAUGACUCUGGGAAUGUGAUUCAGCUGAUUGAGGACGCCUAUAGGAAAAUUCGCUCUAAAGUGGAGCUGGAGCUGCUGGGAGUCCCAGACGAGUUGAAUCUCUCUUUCAACGCCACCUGCCUGAACGGAGAGGUCAUCCCUGGAGUCAAGUCCUGCUCUGGACUGAAGAUCGGGGACACGGUGUCUUUCAGUGUGGAGGCUCAGCUGCGUGGCUGCCCUAAAGAGAAGAGCCGCAAGUUUACCGUCAAACCUCUGGGCUUCAAGGACUCUCUAGAGGUCACGGUGGACUUUGCUUGCGGCUGCGACUGCGAGGCGAAGUCGGUGGCCAACAGUUCGGUCUGCAGCAACGGCAACGGGACCUACGAGUGCGGCGUUUGCCAGUGCCACCAGGGUCGAAUGGGUCCGAGAUGCGAGUGCUCACUGGAGGACUACAGUCCAUCUGAUGAUGCCGACUGCAUCCCAAAACCAGGCAGCUCGAUGUGCAGCGGGAGAGGCGACUGUUUGUGUGGACAGUGCUCCUGUCAUGCAAAUGAUUUCGGACAGGUGUGGGGAAAGUACUGCGAGUGUGACGACUUCAACUGCCUGCGCUUCAAGGGCGCCCUGUGCUCUGACAAAGGGAAGUGUAACUGUGGCUUCUGUCAGUGUGACGCCGGCUGGAAGGGAGAGAACUGUAACUGCUCCACCCGGACCGACACCUGCAUGUCCAGCAUCGGGCUGCUGUGCAGCGGCCGGGGUAACUGCGAGUGUGGGGUCUGCCAGUGCACCCAGACCGGCGCCUACGGAGGCACCUGUGAAAAAUGCCCCACCUGUCCGGAUUCCUGCACCAUCAAAAAGGAGUGUGUCGAGUGUCAGCACUUCAAGAGAGGACAGUACAUCACAGACGACAGCUGCAACAGAAUCUGCAAAACUGAAGUACAAGUAGUCGAUGAACUGGCUUACCAUGCAGAGCACGCCGUGAACUGCUCGUACAAAGACGAGAACGACUGCAUCGUGCACUUCCAGUAUUAUGAAGACACCAGCGGCAAAUCCAUCCUGUACGUGGUGAAAGAACCAGAGUGUCCCGAGGGUCCUAACAUCCUGGUGGUCCUCCUGGCGGUGGCCGGAGCCAUCCUGCUGCUGGGCCUCGUCGGUUUGCUCAUCUGGAAGCUGCUGAUCACCAUCCACGAUCGCCGAGAGUUCGCCAAGUUCGAGGAGGAGAGAGCCAAAGCCAAAUGGGACACGGCAAACAAUCCUUUGUAUGUCGGAGCCACUUCCACUUUCACCAACGUAGCAUACAAAGGCGACUAAAGGCUAGCCGGAACAUGUCCGAAUCUCAGGGCUGGACG